Ectocarpus siliculosus is the source of this 1633-nucleotide messenger RNA. The record is from the annotation of a GenBank genome assembly. NCBI's taxonomy places the organism in Eukaryota, Phaeophyceae, Ectocarpales, Ectocarpaceae.
AUGGAGAAAAGCGACCCUUGUAGUUCGGGGGGCUGCUCGGCGGGGGGCGACGCGGCCGGUGAGGGGGGAGGAUUCGGCGGGGCCCCGAUGCCACCUUGCGGUGUCGGGUGGGGCGCUCGUGCAGCAGCAGCAGCUGCAGCAGCAGCCGGGCCGGCCACAGACGAAACACGCAAGGCGACGAACAAGCGGGAGAAGGAGUCAUCGCCACCACAGCCGAAGCGAGUCGUCGGUCGCGUUUCUGUUGAAACGUUGCGGGAGGCGGGGCCAAACGGGCGCGUGUAUGGGGGAGUGCAAUGCCCGAGCAUGAAGGAUCUAUGGCCGGAGGUCUACAGUGCGGCAGCAGUUCGAGUGGUACAGGUGGACCUGAGGGUGGAGAUUCGGUCACGAAGCGGAGACUUUCUCCACCUUGACUCCGAGCUCAAGGUGAUUUACCGACGACCGCAGGACCACGGCAGCAGUGAGGGUGCGUCAUGGAGACCGUAAGAGUUGCCAAUAAGUUUUGUUUUUCACCUCAUGUCAACCCUCUGUUACCGUAGGAGGAGAAGUUUAGGUGUUGAGGUUCUGUACAAGUGCAGGGGAACGCACAGGGAUGCGAUAGAUUUAUAAGGAUCGAUUGCUCCUAGAGCCAAGAGGCUGACUGACAAUGCCGAAAAAAGGGGAGGUUUUUCAAUGUUGUCGUCGAUAGUUUUUCUUGCAAGUGUUGGUCGGGUUUGCACCCUGGAACAAUCGAUCUACCUACAAGAAUCGAAGUCACUCCUGUGCGUUUGCCCGUGCCGCUGUUGCGGCAACAAGCUAAUCCCAAAGGAAAUGUUUUCGGUCAUCGCCGGCAAGAAUACGGUACGGGCGAUCGUGCUGGGCCGUAGGCGAGUCGCUCCAAUUUUGUUUUUUAUGGAGUAAAUAUUUACUGGUUGCUGGUUUUUUACGUUGUGUUUAACAUUAUUUUACUGACUUUUUCGCUUAUUGUUUGGAGAGACAGAGGUACGUACAGUGCGUGGUGCACGGGGUGCGUUUGCACCGCAAAUUUCCACCCGACAGAGUGGUGAUGCUUGUGCGUGCAGCAGUAAAUUAUUUGGUGUGUACAUUAGUCCUCAAGCGGGUGCACUUCCAUCUCAGAAGCAUAUCAAGAGCACAUCGUCGUGUUCAGAUUGUAGUGCAGCGGCGUUUGGGUAUUUUUGUAUGUCGCGGUAAGCUGGGUAUGUCGCGGUAAGCUGGGCAGCGGCUCAAAAUGCGGAACCCUUGAGGAAUGCGGUAGUCUAUAGCAGUAGUUGGUCAAUGGCUGGUCCGGGUAGCCGUUAUGACAAAGUUGGGCCCGUCGUGCGGGACUUGAAUAUGCAAGUCCUGGUUGGGAGAAAAUGUAAUCGUCAAGUUUUACAGCAGUACGAGACUCUCCUUCGGGAGGUAGGUGGAUUGCCUCCCUGGGGCGAUGUAAGCGGACAUAAUGGCCAAUGCCAUCGCGGUCGCAUCGUUGCAUCUCAAUGUCAUGACGUUCCUUAGCGCCGGCUUUGCGUACAGUCUGCAAUUAUUGCCUGGAAUUUGCAUCAUGUGCGGGGAAUAUAUAUUUUUCUCGCCGUGACUUUUCGCGUGUGCGUGAGUGUGUGCGUUUUGGGUGGUGGUGUCUUUGCUGCAGGUCCUA